AUGUAUCUUGCUUGUGAGAGGAGUGGCCAAUAUAGAGCAACAAAGAAGUUAAAACAUGAUGGCAACAAUACAUCAAGAAUAACCGGUACGAAGAAGUGUGGUUGUCCUUUUGAUAUGAGGGCUCACAGGUUUACCACAUAUGAUGAAUGGACAUUGAUUGUAGUAUGCGGAUUGCAUAAUCAUCCACCUGCGGAGCACCUCGAGGGACAUUCAUAUGCGGGAAGGCUAUCAAAGGAUGAUAAAGCAUUGUUAAUGGAUAUGUCAACGAGCAUGGUUCGGCCAAAAGAAAUCCUAGUAACCUUGAAACAGCGAGAUGCCCUCAAUGUAAGCACACUUAAAACCAUUUACAAUGUACGUCAUCGAAACAGGGUGGUGCAGAGAGCUGAAAGAUCACAGAUGCAACACUUAUUGGAUGAAUUGGCCAAGUAUAAUUACAUUGAGCGCCAUCGGUCUGAAGAGUCCACGAUGACUUAUGAGAGGGUCGAUAACUAUGCGUGGGUGUUAGCCACAUUACGUGAUGUCAUGGAUGGGUUUGUUGUGCCAACAGUUAUUGUUACUGACAGAGAGCUAGCCUUGAUGAAUGCCAUACAGAAGAUAUUCCCGAGUGCCAGACAUUUAUUAUGUCGUUGUCAUAUUAGUAAGAAUGUGUUGACCAAAUGCAAGAAAAUGUUUGAGACACAGCAAAAAUGGGAGAAGUUCAACCAUGAGUGGAACUCUGUAGUGUAUUCAUCUUCUGAAAUUCAAUACGAGGAGUGUCUUAAAUCAUUACUUAAGGAAUUCAGUAGUUAUCCUGAUGCAGUCAAAUAUGUCAUGGAUACUUGGUUGGUUCCUUACAAGGACAAAUUUGUGGCGGCAUGGACAGACACGUGUAUGCAUUGUGGCAAUGUUACAAAGAACCGGGCUGAGAGUGCACAUGCAAAACUUAAAAGACAAUUGGGUUCAUGUCAAGUCUCAUUUCAGGCAUCAUUUGAGAAAAUACACAGUCUGCUUGAGUUGCAACACACUGAUAUCAAGGCUUCAUUUGAGAAAAGUCUAACUGUUGUGCAACAUCAAUUUAAACCUUCUCAAUUCAGGGAGCUACGGGGGAAUGUGUCUAUCUCUGCAUUGGAGUAUUUGCUUGUCGAGAGUAAGAGAGCCAAUUCCAUUGGUAUUGAUGUUGAAGCUUGUGGAUGCGUCCUUCGCCACACUCAUGGUUUACCUUGCACCCAUGAGAUUGCUGACUACAUCAGACAAGAUCGUCCUAUACCACUUGCUACCAUACACUCACAGUGGAGGCAACUUCAUAUCUCCAUAUGCAAGAAAGAAGAGGAAACAGAGGUGACUUGUCAUGCAAAAGUAGAGUUGUUUGUCAACAAGUUUAAUGAAAGUGAUAGAACCAUGCGAUUGGAGCUUUUGAAGAAGUUGAAAGAGAUUGUAUAUCCGGAAAGCACUUUUCUUGUUGAGUCGGAGGUGAAGCCCAAAACACGUCCUCGGGAUCAUAAGAAGAUCAAUGUUUCUACUCGUCGUGACCCGUGUGCAUUUGAGUUAGUGCAAUCUGGACAUGAUUCCUUCUCACCUAGGGACACUCAAAUCACUACAUUAGCUUCUACUCUGCAAACCAAGAAGAAGCGACCUAUUAAGGAAAAGGAGAAGGUGAAUGUGAAGGGGAAGGUGUACAUUACUAGAACAGUGAUACCUGGUGCAUAUGUUGAUGCUUUCCCUUCUGGGUUGAAACCAUUUCGCAAACACUCAAGCCUGACUAAAUUCCCACCAGUAGUAGAAACCUCGUCAUGUGCUGCACGUUCAGUAAUUCCCAAGCCAGAAACCAAUAGUGUAGCUCCAUGA
This is a messenger RNA of Camellia sinensis, 1824 nucleotides long. NCBI's taxonomy places the organism in Eukaryota, Viridiplantae, Streptophyta, Magnoliopsida, Ericales, Theaceae. The record is from RefSeq and is a predicted model, not a curated record.